This is a messenger RNA of Talaromyces rugulosus, 1014 nucleotides long. RefSeq lists its product as uncharacterized. Gene Ontology annotation, biological process: amino acid metabolic process; pyridoxine biosynthetic process; pyridoxal 5'-phosphate biosynthetic process. Bases 1 to 1014 code for a protein of 337 amino acids. The transcript has 2 exons. The record is from RefSeq and is a predicted model, not a curated record. NCBI's taxonomy places the organism in Eukaryota, Fungi, Ascomycota, Eurotiomycetes, Eurotiales, Trichocomaceae. Gene Ontology annotation, molecular function: amine-lyase activity.
AUGUCUAGCCAAAACACCAACGGCGUCGCCGCCGCCACCAAGGGCUCGGUGGACUUUAAGACCAAGGUCUCGCUGGCCCAAAUGCUCAAGGGCGGUGUUAUUAUGGAUGUCGUGAACGCCGAGCAAGUAAAUGGCCUUUUAUUCAACCCAAUUCGACUUGUCACUAACCAAUUGCCCUUUUCUCUCCAGGCCCGUAUCGCCGAAGAAGCCGGUGCUUCGGCCGUCAUGGCCCUCGAGCGCGUCCCAGCUGAUAUCAGGGUGCAAGGUGGCGUGGCUCGUAUGUCGGACCCAACAAUGAUCAAGGAAAUCAUGGAAGCUGUCACCAUCCCUGUCAUGGCCAAGGCCCGUAUUGGUCACUUUGUCGAGUGCCAGAUCCUCGAGUCCAUCGGAGUCGACUUUAUCGACGAGUCCGAAGUCCUCACCCCGGCCGACAACAAAUACCACGUCAAGAAGCACCCGUACAAGGUUCCCUUUGUAUGCGGCUGCCGCGAUCUCGGCGAGGGUCUGCGUCGCAUUUCCGAAGGCGCCGCCAUGAUCCGCACCAAGGGCGAAGCUGGCACUGGUGAUGUCGUCGAGGCCGUGCGACACAUUCGCACCGUCAACGAGCAGAUCGCACGCGCUCAGGGAAUCCUGGCCCGCGCGUCGUCCUCUGCCGACGAUGCCGAAAUCGAGCUGCGUAGCUAUGCGCGUGAGCUCGAGGUCCCCUAUGAACUCCUGCUCGAGACUGCGCAAUUGGGUCGGCUGCCCGUUGUCAAUUUCGCGGCUGGUGGUGUCGCGACGCCCGCGGAUGCUGCGCUCAUGAUGCAGCUUGGCUGCGACGGUGUCUUUGUUGGAUCUGGUAUUUUCAAGUCUGGCGAUGCCGCCAAACGCGCCAAGGCUAUUGUCGCUGCUGUUACUCACUACCAGGAUGCCAGUGUUCUUGCAGAGGUGAGCUCGGGUCUGGGUGAGGCUAUGGUGGGCAUCAAUGUGUCUCAAAUGCCCAACGAGGACAAGUUGGCCCACCGCGGCUGGUAG